AUGUUGGGUGAGCUGAUGCGCGCUGAAGAAGAGCGUGUGGCAGGAAUGAGGGGCCAAGCAGCAGGAGGCUUUAAAAUGUGUGGCAGCAGCAGCAGCAGCAGCCAUGACGAGGCCCCCGUCCUGAGCGACAAGCACCUGGACGUGCCCAACAUCAUCAUCACCCCCCCGACCCCCACGGGCAUGAUGCUGCCGCGGGACUCCGGGCAGACAGUCUGGCUGGACGAGGCAGGGCCGUGCCCAGAGGACGGAGACAUAGACCCCGAAGCCUGAGGAAGGGGCACGGGUC
This is a messenger RNA of Puma concolor (puma), 286 nucleotides long. The record is from RefSeq and is a predicted model, not a curated record. NCBI's taxonomy places the organism in Eukaryota, Metazoa, Chordata, Mammalia, Carnivora, Felidae.